Schistosoma curassoni is the source of this 6974-nucleotide messenger RNA. NCBI's taxonomy places the organism in Eukaryota, Metazoa, Platyhelminthes, Trematoda, Strigeidida, Schistosomatidae. The record is from the annotation of a GenBank genome assembly.
CCGGGGUCCGUACUUGCUUUGAAUUCUGGAAGAUCGUUGAGCGUUGUAGUCUUUUUCCUCAGGAUGUGCAAGUCUUGUGCAGGAUGCGUUCGCGUGCUGAUGAUUGUGUUUAACAUCCUGUUUACAAUCAUAGGGAUGAUUGUUUUAUCCGCUGCUUUGUACUUCUACUUUUCAACGUUCGGGGUUAGAGGUACUGAUCAGCACAAUAUAUUGGCUUAUACUUAUAUCGUUCUGGCUGCUAUUGGGGCUCUGAGCUUUGUAUUGGGAAUAUUAGGUUGUUGUGGCUCAUAUCACUAUAGUCGAUGUUUGUUGGGCUUUUAUUUUGCUCUGUUACUGGUUAUUUUCGCCAUCGAAAUUGCUAUUGGCGUAGCUGGGUUCGUCCAUAGAGAACAGGUAAGUUUAAAUUUGUAUUUAAAUGUAUAUACUUUACAAAAAGUUCUAAACAUCAAUAGUGUGGAUGUAGCGCACAAUGGCUCGGUUAUUCGGUUUGCAAUUAUCAAGUUGUAAUCUUAACCUAUUACGUACAUUUCAGUUCCAGUGCUCUUUCAGUGUUGUUGAUUUUACUCAGGACCUUGCGCAAAUGUGUUCAUAGCAUUGUAGUGGUGGUAUGCCUAAUGAUAGAAAUGGAUUACUUAUUUCUCUUGUUAAACCGAAUUCGGAGCUUUAGGGGGAUGAUGUAUUGACUUUAUUGGUGCACACUACGUCUGAUCUUUAACGUUUUACAACCAUCUGUUAAGUGGUUGUCUGAUAACUUAAGCAUUCAGUGUUAUUUUGUUUAAAACAAUAAUUGAAGCACUUGACUUUCAGUAAAUGCAUCACAGAUUCAAGCGCCGUCCUACACACUUUCAUUUGGAUAGUCGAGUAUUUUCACUAAUCAUCAUAAAGCUAGAAACUAGUGACUAAAGGAAUAAAGUGAUACACUAAUGAUAACAUGGUCAUCUCACAGUUUAACGGAUCCGCCCCCAAAUGCCCUGAUACAUCCGAAGGUGGAUACGAAAUGUGCAUCCAGGGGAGUUAAAAAAUACUAGGUUCAAACCAAUUGUAUACGUGUAGUCCAGUCGCUAUCAUUCAAUAGCAGCACUAUUUUGGUAAUAUGGACGUUCCGGGCUCAUUGAUGAUAACUCAGUUGGUACCAAUUUUUAAAAACACCGGAUUUGGUGGUUUGGUCAUCUGUUACGAAUCAUAUCCCAAUGGUUUUCAUAUCAUGCAUUAUUUGCCGACGCUAGGAUUCAGAAGGAAAAGUCAAUUUACGACAUACGGCCCUUCUCUCGUUUAUAUCUUUACAGUAUUGUUUGUGUGUCGCAUGCUUUUUCGAUACCCUGUUGUACCGGAACUUGUAUAUUAAAUAACAAACGGCUUCAUCUCACUCCGAUUGUGCUCUGUUACGCUAACUGACAGGUGCUAAAUGAGUUGAAUGACACCACCAUUUUCAGCUUCUAUUUGUCAUUCAAAUGACAUCCAUAUUUCACUGAAAUAUCCUAUUGAGUAAUUUUAUGAUAAUACUAUUGGUAAUAAUACUGGGUCUGUUCAGUGUUAUAUAUUUAGUACAACAUGGAAUUCUCAGUGCACAAUAUUCCGACAAGUUCCUAUGACUUGUCUUAUCACAUAUAUAUACAAAAAUACGUAAAUACAGUGGCAUAGAAAUCUUUGCAAAAACAGUGAGAAUGUAAAUAAAUGUUUCAAAAGUUUGCUUUUUUGGCUAAGUCAACCCUUACAACUUGUUUGUUGUGUAAUAUAUGUGCUACAUGUGGCAUUAUAUAUUUUAUGUGCUUUUUUGUGUGAAUGUAUCAUAUGCGUUUCGUUUUUCUAGAAAAUAUGCAAGGAGUAUGAAGCAAAUGAGGUGCAGGUUAUGUAUCUAAUAAAAUAAAACUCACCAAGAUUUCAACUGUCUAUCGACAAACAUUUUUAAUGACAUCAAAAGAUUCACAAAAUACUAUACUAAUUGGCUUCAGCACUCCACAACACAGUAAAAUAUCUGAGAAAUCUAGGGAAGGGUAGAUUAUAUACACAGAUGAUCAUGCUAUUAAUUUAUGCAACUAAACUCGUAACAUUGUGUGGUAUAGUUAUUACACAGAAAGUAUUUCAAAUUUAUUCCUUUAUGUUGCAUUUUUGCUUUGUGCAUUUUUAUUCAAUACCUUACUAGGCACGUGCAAUUAUCCACGAAACACUUAAAGAAGGUGUUGAAGAUUGGAAAAAUUCCAACAAUGAAGUUCGAUGGAUGGAUGCAAUCCAUGUUAUGUUCCAAUGUUGCGGUUACAAUGGACCUACAGACUAUGGUAUUGCUAAAGUCCCUUCUUGUUGUUUAAAUGAUCAAUGUGCUAUGGAUUUCGCUUUGCUCAGUUUUCAGACGGGUUGUAAAGAAAGAAUUGACAAUAUUAUGCAUAAUUUCCUAAUCAUAUGUAUCUCGGUUAUUACAAUAGCCCUCAUUGAGGUAAGUUUCAUGUAAAAAAAGCAUGUGUCUGUGUAUAUGACUGACGUAAUAAGCAUUAUAUUAAUAAAUAUGUUUUUUGUAAUAUCACAGUGAGUAGAAAAUUGUAUUUCUGAUGUUUCGUGACCUUGAUGUAAGCCUCUUCGUGAGAGUAAAUAGUUAUUUACCAUUGAUACCUGCAAACUCAUUAAUAAUCGAAUCAAAUAAGUGCUCCGCAUCAACUGCUGAAAAUGUAACUAAUGUUUGGCGGACAGUAUGGUUUUUAAAUUUUAAUAUAACCUUAACAAAUAAGUUGGUGAGUAGACCGACUAACGAUCAGCUAGGAGGACUCCGGUUAGUUGGCAGUGGUCGAAAAACUGUACGUCCGAAUAAGACGAUGGGUGCUAACUCGAAAGGUAUUCAACUAACUGCGUACACAUGUAGGCCACGAUGCACAAUAGAAUAGUGAAUACCAUAGUUAAUAAAAGUAAGGCAUUCAUGGUAAAAGUCAGAAUACUGUGCUUAUGAUUAAAUUAUAACAGUUUAGGAUUAGACGAAUAAAGGAAACCAAUAAUCCAACUGUUUAUAACUACGGAUAAAAAACUAGGAAUAAUAAUAAGCAAAGAUGGAUGGUGGCUAGCAGUGAAAUUUAGGACACGCGUUUCAUCCCACAUGGGACUCGUCAGUUAGAUGUACCUGUAUCCCAGUGUUGAUGUUCACUCUAGGACUCAAACCGUGUACCAUUCGCUUCAAACGCCAUCGCAACUUAUGGUAAUCCUCUUAGGAGGUACAUAUGCCAAUAAGAGAUUGAUCAAUUGCAGUUAUAAUCAUCAAUAGGAAGAUUCAACACACCAAAUACAAAAGGUAAUUAAGAGUAAUAAUAUCUUAAAAGUAAGUUAUCUAGUUUGUUACAUUCCUUUCAUUUUCCUAGUUAUAACGGUUUGGUUAACUUAAUAAUUAUAACUAACAUCCACAUCACACUUGUUUUUUUCUUCUUUUCAAAAUCUCCGUCUAGCUGAUUGGUUUGAUAUUUGCAAUGACUCUUUGUUGUGCUGUGAAUGGGCGUGAUCCAAACGCUUAUUAUCGUGCAGUACAAACAGCAUAAAUUGAUUGUUUUUUUUAAAACACUCGACCAACCUAACCAAUCUUUAAAUAAUUGAGAAUUUCUAAACAUCCAAUUCUCCUAUAUGUUUCCACGAACCUAUUCAUUAUGAUUAUAUAAUUCCAACUUUGUAUUGUUCAUCUAUUUCAGAAAUAACAAUGAAUAAUGUAAUUUAGUUAUAUGUGUUUAUAAUCUACUUGUUCAUUUCUACACAUACAUAUUUACAAUAAUCAUUCGAUCAUUUCAUAUCAGUUGUCUUUUUCUAUUGUGUAUCUGAGCGAGAGAUUUUUCCUCUUUCUCUCUUUCACCUUCGAAUGACCAAUUUCAUUUUCACACAAUCUUUAAUUAAUCCUGUCAUACAACACAGUGGUACUCUGUGUGUGUGUGUGUGUUUACUCAUAGUUACACUUCUCUUCUUUUUUCUCUCAUUGUCACCAUCAUCUUCGUUAUUUUUAUUCGAUACAUAUAAGGAAUACUUCACGAAUGACACAAAGAAGUAAAAUUGCGAAAUUUAACACACACCCACAUCGUAAUAAAAAUACAUUUGUUAUACUGAUUUUUUUAUAAAAGAAAUCUGCCCAAUUUUUACAUUCUUCUCUUAGAUUCUGUAUCAGUUUCUCAUGUUCCAUGAAAAGUUGUUGGAAUUUAAAAAAAAAUUUUCCUAACAGUCAUUACUGUGUAUGUGUGCGAGAAAGAGAGUAUACUACUACCGGGUAGACAUGUUUAUUCUUUAAGAAAUAAUUAUUACUAAUAUUCCAUCAUUGUGUAGAUAACCAUUUAUGUGUAAUUCACCAUUGUCUUAUACUUAUUCAACCGGUUAUUUUGAUCAUUUCAUUAAUGUCAUGCAUCUAUCAACAAUUUCACCAUUGUGGUGUGUGUAGUGUUUUGUCAUUUGUCAUGUUGUUGCUUUUUUUAAUAUUCGUAUGUGUAUUUUUGUAAUUUAUAAAAAUGAAUUUUGUUCCAUUUUUAUAAACUUUUCAGUACAUAGUAACAUCAUAUUUGUUUUACACACUUGUCUUGAUCAUUUGUCACAUGGACAUUAAUAAUGAUCUAAUGGGAAUAUAUUUAUUCAUCUUCUGGAAUUUUUUUCGUUUUGAAUGAUGAAUUACAUGAAUCGGUCAUUGGAAUAGAUCUAAUCAUUCUGUGUUCGUUCAUUGUUGUAUUACUAUAUAGAUAUAUGUAUUUGUUAAUUUUGCUUCAAUGAUGAUAAUGUUCUCAUUCUAGUAUUCUGCGUACACAUAUAUUAUAUGAAGUGAUCUUUUUUUUAAAAAAAAUAUUGUUCAUCAAUUACCAUCUCAAAAUAUACAACAAAUUUCAUACAGUGUACAUUUGCUUUUUUAAAUGUUUGUUUAGUUGUUUUUUUAUCCAAUGCUGUGUGAUGUGAUACAAAUCGGAGUGUGUGUAUGUGUGUGGCUCUAAGCAAAUGGGGUCAGUCAGCUACAACGUAGGACCAAUUUCGUGGAUUGGUUGAUGUUAGACACUAUCACCAUUGGAUACCGGCUCAGUGGCCCAGUAGGUUAAGCAUUCGCGCGCGAGACCAGAGGGCCUGGGUUCGAGUCCCGCGAGCGGGAUCGUGGGUGCGCACUACUGAGGAGUCCCACGAUAGGACGAAACGGCCGUCCAGUGCUUCCAGGUUUCCAAAGGUGGUCUAACGGCUCAUGAUCUCAAUCAUAAAUUACAACAGAUUUUAAAUUAAAUUGAAUUUAUAUUUCUACUGAAGUCAUGGAUUCCAACUAUCUUUUAUAGAAUUCAGGAAAAGACUUGUAUCUCAGUCUGACGCUACUUGUAGUUUAAUGUUAUUAUUCUGUGAAUCCGAUAAUGUAAUUGUCACCCUUAUAUAAAUUACGUACCGAUGUGAUGUCCAAAACGGCACUGAAAUGUAUACAAUUAGAUAAAAACUCUUUAAGAUACAAUAUGACAAUCAAUUAUAAAUGAAGUACAACACUGAAAACGUAUAAACUUUGAGUGUUAUAAAAGGAAAAGGGUGACUGAUAGAUUUACUGGUGAGAAUCCUGGUAGGCUCAUCGAUUACGUAGAAAAAUAACUAUCUAGCACACGAUUAGCGACUGUGAUCCUAAAACUUGUAAUCAGAGGUUCAGUCCACAAUACUUACGCCUAUUAUCCCUCAUGAAGGAGUAUAGUCCACCCAACAGCACUCUCCAUUGAGUUCUGUCCUGGGCAAUCCUUUCCAGUUGCUAUUCAUCCUUUUCAUGUUUGCUUCCAUUUCCCAACAAAGUCUGUUCUUCGGCGUUUCUCUUUUCUGUUCCCCUUCACCAUUCCAAGUUCGGGAUUGCCUCGUGAUACAGCUUGGUGAUUUCCGUAAUGUAUGUCUUAUCCACUUCCAAACUCUUUCUAAUUUCCUCUUCAGCUCGAAGCUGAUUUGUCCUCUCACACACUAGGCUGUUGCUGGUAGUAUCUGAUCAACGGACAUUGAGUAUCUUGCUUAGACAACUAUUUAUAAAUACUUGUACCUUCUUGAUGAUGAUUGUAGUAGUUCUCCACGUUUCAGCUCCAUACAGUAAGACUGUCUUUACGUUCGUAUUAAAGAUUGUGACUUUGAUAUUUGUUGACAAACAGUUGCUUUGAGUUCCAUUCGUUUUUGAAUUGUAGGAAUACGUCUCUUGCUUUGCCUUUACAUCUGCACCGGAUCCUACCUGUUCAUCGAUGAUGCUUGAUAGGUAUGUGGAAGAUUCCAGAGUUUCCCCAUCAAAUGUGGUUCGGUUGAGGCCUACUGAUGCAGAGGCUGUUACCAUACUAGUUUUCUUCAUCUGCAUUUGUUCGUUUAUAUGGGAUAGAAGGGCCAGGUUAUCUCCGAAGUCUAAAUCUAAUUAAUCUCUAGCUGUCUACUGUAUUCCGUGCUUACCCUCAGAUGUCAAGGUCUUCAUAAUCCAGUAGAAUACCAGGAGAAAGAGGAAGGAGGAUAGUAGACAGCCUUGUCUGACAAUAUAUUAAGAUCAUUUAUAUCAGCUAUUUAGAAUGAUAGUCACUCUAGAUUUUAAAAUCAAUUAAGACAUAUAUAUACAUGCCUGUCUUUCAUUGUUUAAAGUAUCCAUUAAUUCUGUAUUUAUCAUGUUCACCUUAAAAUUAGAUAAGUUUUAGUGAAGCUGAGCAACAGAAAAAAUAUAUACAUAUGUUAUGCCUCGAUAAGAAUAAUGAGUGGUAAUUUUUUGGGAUCCAUUUGUGGACCAAUACUAUACGUAUAUUUUUAUCGUAUAAUUGUUAAUUAACUAAACUAUUCAUGUCUCUCUUAUCAUAAGCUUUAUUUUGACCUAUGGACUAUUAUUAUAUGAUUUUCUAUUCUUGAAUUAUUCCCUAUCUAUUAGUCACUGCCUCCCUCAUUCACAGUCACAUCUGGCUAAUUCUUGUAUAAAUGUUGUUUCAUAUUUUAUUGAUACGUUGUGGUCUCUUUGAUUAGUAUAUAAACUCAGUAUGUUUGAAAUAUAAUGAUUCAUAUUUCAGAGGCUG